Sphaerulina musiva SO2202 is the source of this 4748-nucleotide messenger RNA. RefSeq names its product hypoxanthine guanine phosphoribosyltransferase. Gene Ontology annotation, molecular function: hypoxanthine phosphoribosyltransferase activity. The coding region runs from base 67 to 681 and encodes 204 amino acids. The transcript has 4 exons. Gene Ontology annotation, cellular component: cytoplasm. Lineage: Eukaryota; Fungi; Ascomycota; Dothideomycetes; Mycosphaerellales; Mycosphaerellaceae. Gene Ontology annotation, biological process: GMP salvage; XMP salvage; IMP salvage. The record is from RefSeq and is a predicted model, not a curated record.
CUGCCUCCCACCUCCCGCUAUAUAAGGUAUCCUUCUUCCUUUCCCGAAGCAUCCACUCCUGCGAGAAUGGUCGAAAAAGUCUGGAUCACGUACAACCAGACGCACAAGCUGUGUCAGGAUGCAGCGCCUCGCAUCUUGAAGGACUUUCAGCCAAAUCUCAUGAUCGCUAUCGGUGGCGGUGGUUACGUUCCCGCUCGAAUGCUUCGAUCCUUCCUUAAGCAGCCUGGCGCACCAAAUAUUCCUAUCCAGGCCAUCGGUCUGUCGCUAUACGAAGCCCUCGGUACAGACGAGCAGGUCGAAGCACCCGGCACCAAAGUCACGCGCACCCAAUGGCUGGACCUGACCAGUCUGGAAAUGGUCGAUCUGGUCGGCAAGAGCAUUCUCAUUGUGGAUGAAGUGGAUGACACACGCACAACACUCGAGUAUGCUGUGAAAGAGUUGCAGAAGGAUGUCGAUGAGGCGGCGAAGAAGGCUGGCCGAGGCGCAGAAACCACCAAGUUCUCCAUCUUUGUUCUGCACAACAAGGACAAGGCGAAGAAGGGCACGCUACCCGAGGAGAUGAUCAGCAACAAUCGGUACCUGGCUGCGAGGACGGUACCAGACGUGUGGAUCAACUACCCAUGGGAGGCUACCGAUAUUGAUGAGCACGACCGUAUGGCCGCACAGCAAACGAUCCAGUAGUCAAUCACUCUGAACCACGACUGAGGACGAUGCAAUGCCACAACACGAAGUAAUGCGGAGUGGGCGAGGAACCGAGUACGAUAUCAUACACGCACGACACGGGAAUUUCCUGGAUACCGAUACGCGACGGCAGCCGAAUUCAGUGGUCUGAGGCCAAAGACCUCCAAAUGGGAGCUGGGACGCAAACGAGUCAAACAUACGUGUCUCGCACAAUGGUAUCAAAUGAACUGGGGAGGACCUCUUAGGCGCGCAAUUCUGUCCUGGCCACAGGUCUGAGCUGACAUCCAAUACCAUUUCGACAUUCACCACAAUAGGAACGUCGUAUACCGUUCAAAGCACUACUAUCAGGAGGCGCGUACAGGGAAAAAGAAACCGACAAUCGCACAAAGAUACUUGUUGGGAACAACGUAAUCGAGUUUGCGUUACCCUCCUUUGCGGUUCUCAAGUCGACAUCACCGCUAUACAAGCCAUCUCAUCUCGCAGAAACGCAUUUUCGGUGGGCAGCAUCAUGCUCUUCCAUUGUGAGGAGGGCGUCCUUCAAUCCACAUCAUGAUCUUUGUUGCCACCAUUCGGCAGACGAUCUCGUAGCCAUCGUAGUGUAGCCUCUGUGCCUUUGUCCAACAGCCUGUAAUUCGGCACGCGAAACGCGUUGCUGCUAACAUUGAAAUUGCGCAGACCCUCGUCCCACAGGAGUCCAAUCUCAGCGGGCAAAGCUUCAAUAUCAUUGGAGGCUAGAUUGACAGUAUGUAGUCCUCGCAGCGCAUCAGCACUAAUGGUGCGAAUCUUAUUGUCGGUAGCGAAAAGUGUUGUGAGUUGCGGAUACACCGUACGCAGAGCCGGCAGAUCACCACUGAGUCGGUUCGCGGUCAAGUGCAGGGUCUUGAGAUUCGGAGCUUGUAGGAAUGUCAUUAAUAGAUCCAGGGACUGGAUCCGACACUUGCUCAAGUUGAGCUCCUCCAGUGUGGGUAGAGUGAUUUCGUCAGUGAGGUACUCUGUGCCGAGGGAGUUGCCGGACAAGUCGAGCGAGCGCAGAUCUUGAACCAGAGAGAGCACGGGUGGAAUGACAGUGAUACCGCUAUCCGGUAGCUGUAGCUGACGAACCGAGUUGCUCCGCAGGAACGAGCUGAGAUCCUCGUCCAAAUCAUCUGCUAGAUCUUUGCCGGAAAGACUCAGGAGGCCGUUCCCUUUCACUGACCAUUGUGAGGUCUGGUCCUCGGCACCAACAACUGUCACUGGGCUGGUCGGCUCUUCAUCGUCAAAAUCACCCCCAGAUCCAGGCGCUAUCUUCGCCCGCAGAUCACGCUUGAUGUCUGCAGCAUUCAUAGUAAGAAACUUCUUCUCUCGUAGCGGAUUGGCAGCCAACACAAGGGAGUCCAGAUUUGCCAUUCUGCAAAUCUCUGGAUCUAGCAUACGAAGCUCGUUGCUGGUAAAAUUGGCGUUGCGCAGCUUGGACAGACUCGUGAAGCCCUCUGGAAAAUCCACAAUCUUGUUGUCGCCUGCGUGGAGUGUCAUCAGCUCGCUCCAUCCCGAUACCGACGGCAGAGACGUCAUCUGGUUGUUGGUCAAGUACAGUUCUCUGAGUUUCGGCAUUUCGAGCGCUUCCGAGAACGUCAAUGCGGCGAGUGAAUUGUUGGCCACAUUCAGGCUCUGUAGUGUUGAAUGUCCGGACGGGCCGCCAAGCGGAAACAGUGAUGCUAUCAACGCAUUGCUGCUGGCGUCCAACUCGGUAAGCGGAAUCUGUACGAGAGCCUCCAUCGGCAGUGUGGUAAGUUGAUUGCCAGAUACGUUCAGCACUCGCAAGCCCACCAGGUCGACCAGUGCUUCGGGUAGGCCGAGCAACCGGUUGGUACCCACGUCUAACACUUCCAGUUUUGUCAGGCUACAUAUUGCGCUGGGGAGGUUACCUGUCAAGUUGUUAUUGCCAAGCCUCAAUUCUUUCAGAGUCGGUAUUUGUGCGAUGAUGUCGAUCACGGUGUUUUCCAACUUGUUAUGUGUCACGUUGAGGUGGGCGAGGCGGUCUAGACGUCGCAGUCCCAUGGGCAAUGCCGAGAGUGAGUUUCCGUGAAGAUCGAGCAGUUCCAGUCCUCCAAACUGAUUGCCCUGCGCGUCUUCGUCUUCCGCGAGCUCCUCGUGCGAGCGGUCAGGAAAGACAGACUCGUCGAUGACCUCGAAGUCGUUAUCAGCUGCAAUAAAUUUGGUCAAGUCGACAACCUCUGCCCAAUUGACCUUGCUGUCCUCCAUGGUCUUUGCAUCGUACAUGGUUCGAAUCUCCUCCGGCAUCUCUUUCAGGCCCAUGGCGGCAACGUUGAGCUUGCCACUCAUGCGCGCAUUGUGCACUCGAUACUUCAGGACGUGCUUUUCGUCCUUGGGCGCUUGCCCGAAUGGGUCAGCAUGAUCAUCAGCGGCAAUCGCAGUUUCGUCGCUGGUGACCUGGGGUUGCGAAGAGUCCGACUCUCGCUUGGUAGCAGCCUCUUUAUGCUUUCUUGCUGCUGCUUUGGCUGCUGCAAUCUGUUCUCGUAGAGCUGCAGACGAAUUGCUAAUCGCACGUUUGCCUUCGCUCGGCUCGGCCUCGUUUGUUGACACAGAAAGUGCUGGCUUGGUUGCUGAAGUGCGCUUUGCAGGCGACACAAAUGCGUCUCCAAGGGCCGGUCUCGGCUUCGCAGGUCGUGAUGAGGCAAUGGUUCUCGUGCCGUUGCCCAUCUUGGUCAAGGAGGUUUUUGGAAUUCCUAUGGAAGAGGCAUUUGGCAAGGCGGAGGGUUUCUUUACUGGUGAUGUUGCCCUUUGGGCGUCGACUCUCGCUUGCUGAAGUCUACUCGUCAGGCCACCGCCACCGCCAAUGCUCUGCUUCGUGGUGUGUGUCGCAGGCAAUGAGCUGAUUCUGGAUGCCGUCUUGGUUGUAGUUCGCGUGAAAGGCUUGGCGCUGGCUGGAGCGAUACGCGUCGAGCCAGCCCUGCUCAGCGGGCGCGAGGAAGUACUGCCAUCGCUAGUGCCCGGCCUGCUCCCAGAUCUGCCAUUCCUACUCAUAGCAGAAGUAGGACGUGGAGGAGGACCCAUGGGGCUGUCUGGCGGGUUGAAGAAGCCGGACCGUCGGCGUUCAUUCGGCGUCGACGGCACCGACUGCAGGCUUUCGAUAGUCCUCUCCGACAGCGAAGGUCGCGGGUGCCUCCGCUGAGGAGCAGCGGCAUCCUGAGCCUGAGUGCUUUCUGCGUACUCGGGCGAUCCUCCUGGCAGCUCGUCUUCGAAGCCUUGGCGCGAGGCAGAGCGGAAGCUGUCCAGCGAGCUGAGUUUGUCGUGCUUUUCUUCGUCAUCAGUGGCUGCUCGAGAUCGUGAUCGUGGAGCACCAAACGCCCGUUUCUGAAGUCCGCUGCGAGGGCGCGGUGGCACCAGACCAGAUACAGAUGUGGCAGGCUUGGCAAGUGCUGGUUUGGUGAGGUUGGUGCGGAUCGAGGUCGGUACAGGCUUCUGGAGGCCCGACCCCAUGCCACUACCACCACCACCACCACCACCACCACCACCGCCACUCCUACUGCUACUACUACUCCUGCUACUACUUGGGGGCUUCAAAGACGAUGCUGAUGAUAUCGAGGUGGGACGUGCCAGGCCGGAGGUCGAUGUUUUACCUUGGAAUCGCGGAGUUGAUAUCGUCGUCGUCGUCGUAGUCGCCGCCGCCGCCGCUACUGGCUUUCCGGGAGUGGACGAGCGUGGUACCUGUUCUAUGGAUCGCUGUGGUGGCCGCAACCCCGACGAUGACAAUGCUGAGGACGAUGGAGGCACCAGCAUUGAAGUCGGCCGGGGCUUGGCAGGCGUAGGGGCAGACGCAGGCGUCGGCGUAGACGUCGGGGUCGGUCUGGUGGUGGGCAGCUUGGACGGGCCUCGUGGAAUACCGGUGGAGGGUUUGCCGCCGAUGGCUGUGGGUGGUGUUGCUGUCCGGGUUGCUGUUGCUGUUGCUGGCUGCGAAUAAUCCAUGUUGGCGGGCGGGCGCCGUGGCUGUUGUUGGCCUGUGAGGUAGCUAAGGUAAUUCUAUGGGAUACAGUAGGUAGCCUUCACGGAUGCAUGGCUGGAACGGG